Molecule: messenger RNA, 1428 nt
Organism: Penicillium coprophilum
Lineage: Eukaryota; Fungi; Ascomycota; Eurotiomycetes; Eurotiales; Aspergillaceae
Exons: 1
Coding region: 1-1428 (475 amino acids)
Source: RefSeq, a predicted model, not a curated record
AUGGAACACAAGCUAUCGGCUAAAGCAACCAAAAUACGCCACCGUCUGACCUUUGCCAGAAGCAGCUCCGCACGAGGUCUAGCAUUAACACUUGCUUCGCCCACGGAGACCAAUCCAUCAACCAGUCGUCCCCGGUCAGCGACAGAUCCCGAGUCUCCUGCCCAUGGCGAGCCAACAUGGGACAUUAAAGACCCUGAUCACACCCAGGGCUACAGUUUUACAGAUGAGCCGGGCUACUUCCGCCCUGUAUCGCCGUUGAUUGACCGACAAGAGAUUGACGAAGAUCUCGAAGAUGAUAUCAAACACGCAUGCGCUAUGCUAUCUCACAGCAUUGAUCGUGGCAUUCCUACAGUUUUGUCCCAUCGGAGUGUUGGGCCAAUCUGGACAAAUGCACAAAAUCAGCCUAGUGUCGAUGCAGCUCCUCUAACUUUAGAACAGCAUGUUGUUCUUCUGUCGGCGCCCAACCCGAUCAGCCUCGAAACAGAAAAUACCGAGAAACAUGAUUCCGGCGUCGGUAUGAGCUUCAAUUCUGCCAGUCAAUCAGGGAGACCGUACGAAAAUAGCGUGUCGGGCAAAAAUUCCUCAGCCCGGUUCUAUAACAAGCAAUCCUCCGCCUCACCACCACACAGCCCAUCAGCAGGACCCUGCUCCCCGAGCCUGAGUCCAGCAACAACAGUCGAGGAGGAUAGUCAAAGGAAGCGAGCCUACUCCUCCAGCCCGGUUCCCUUCCAAUACAGUCCUCCACAACUCAACAGCGUGUGGAAAUUCGAGCCAAUGACGCUCGACAGUCCAAUUAGCCCGCUGAGUGAAACCAACUCUCAGCAUGAAGCUACUGAGUCUAGACUUGAGACAGAACCACGGACCGCAAGUGCCGACAGAAAUGAUAACAAACCCGAGACAUUCGUUCCAGCCAUAUCCCCACAUCUCGGCGGGGUGGACAGGACCUGGCUUCGGGGUACCGGAGACAUUCAACGCCAAUUCGAAGAAGAAGUGAAAACCCAGCCCAGGGAGACAAAGCCAGUGAUCCGCUUCUACAGUUCCUACAACCAAACAACAGACGAUUUCAAUCCCCGUGAAUGGCCGAUGAAGAAUUUCUGGGAUCGAGACCCAAGUAUACACAGCGACGGGUCAUCAGCUUCCCCACUGAGUGCUGGAAUGGGCACGGUGUCCAGACCAGAAACAGCUAACCCGAGAUUGGGUACAACUUCGACGAAUGAGGAGGCGUUACCUGGCAGAUACCCGUACCACACAUUUGCCGGGUCCAGCCGUGGGAUGUCUUAUUCGUCUUCUUGUCUGGGAAAUGAGAUUAAGAGCCAGGGACGUGUUUACUCUGUUGAUGUGCCCGGUUUACCGCCUAAAAAUAACCGGCGGAAGAAAGCUUCGCUUUUGUUUAGGAAGUUGGCUGGGCUGGGGAUGAAGAAGAAGUGA